Molecule: messenger RNA, 579 nt
Organism: Vigna unguiculata (cowpea)
Lineage: Eukaryota; Viridiplantae; Streptophyta; Magnoliopsida; Fabales; Fabaceae
Source: RefSeq, a predicted model, not a curated record
AUGAACGACUUCUAUGCCCAACUCAACUCUCUUCUCCCUUCUCAUAAUCCCAAGGAAGCCAUACCUCGGCGUGCUCAAAUAGGUGAAGCGAUGAAGUACAUAAAAAGCCUGGAGACAAAACUGAAGAUGGCGCAAGAGAAGAAGGAAAGGCUAUUCGAAAAGAAGAAAAAUCUUAGUGGCUGCACCUUGAAUGCUUCUGAAGCACAACCAAAAAUGGAGGUUCAUGAAACGGGUUCUGCGAUUCAAGUCAUUCUGACAUGUGGGAUCGAUAACAAUUUCAUUUUCUGUGAAAUUCUUCGGAUACUCAGCGAACUCAACGUGGAGGUCGUCACUGUCAAUUCUACAAUGGUGGGAGAUUCAAUGAUCCAUGCUGUGCAGGGUGAGGUUGCGCAAUCUAUGUUUCAAUUCGGAGAUAGCACAGUGAGCGAGAAGCUGAAAUGGUUUGUGAAUGGAUCCUUCAGCGAUAUGGAAAUAGAUCUUGGAUUGUGGGAUUCUGGAAUUGGUUUACCAUUGAUAACACCAGGGUGCUGCUUUCUGGAUCCAACCCUAGACACUGGUUUACCAUCGUAUCCCUGCUAA